Messenger RNA from Zootermopsis nevadensis, 4971 nucleotides. RefSeq lists its product as uncharacterized. Gene Ontology annotation, cellular component: cytoplasm. The record is from RefSeq and is a predicted model, not a curated record. NCBI's taxonomy places the organism in Eukaryota, Metazoa, Arthropoda, Insecta, Blattodea, Termopsidae.
UGCCCCGUUGUUAGCAUAGGCAUUGGAUGGACACAUCUACGUUAGCUCGGCAGAAUCGUAGGAAGUUACAUAUCAUAAUGUGAGAAUAUAGUAUGACUUGAAGGGAAUAAUUGAUUGUGUUUGAUGACUUUUUGUAUGAAUUUGAAAGUGGUUUGGGACAUUGGACAGUUAUUAUGGUUGAUGUAAGGAGAGUGGUUUCAGUUAUGCCAUGGCUUCUUCCCUUCAUAUCAUUUUCAGUUCAAUCUAGCAAGUAAUGCUAUAAAAUCUGAGCGACUGAUUGUGUUGUUAAAUCGCAAAUAAAGACACACACACUUUCUUGAAGAACAAUAUAGAACACCAAAAAUGGAAGGUUAUACAAAAAACAUCCAUUUGUUUGAAAUGCUUUGUACUCUGUGUACCAGUAAUAUUACAACCGAAGACUUAACAUGCAUAAGGGCAGCAACACACUUAUUUCUCAUCACCAGGCUGUUCCAUCAACUAUGAAGAAAUACUAUCAGCUUGCAUUGGUGAUUAUCUCACUUGUGAGUGUGGUUACAUUGUUAUUUUAUCGGCAUGAAUACAACAGACUGCGGUAUGUGUUGGAGGUUUUGAACUUUUUUGGGAAACCUGGAGGACAGCAAAGUGGUUUGGCUUCUGAUGAUUGUACCAUUGGAAAUUUAUCAUAUGGUAAAAAAUUCAUAAGUUUUACAGAAUCAAUACCUACAUGGCAAAGACUCAGCAAUACACAUUUUAUUUACUCAGCAUAUUGGGAACUGUCUGAAGAAAGAAGGGUCAAAGCUCUGUCAGUAGAAUUUGGAAAUAGCACUCCAGAUUUUGGUUGUAGUUUCUGGUUUCAAGAUAGAGACACAUCUACAUCAGGAAAAUUCAACUUUUCCAAAAUAGAAAUGAAAGAAACUGUUAAUGAAGCUUUAAAAGACAAAAACAUUCACAGAAUAACUGGCUACUAUUUAUUUUGCAGAGCUGUAGGUGUUACUGAUGUGCCAUAUGGAGUCACAUUUUACAAGACUGAUGAUGCAGUGCCUUCUGAAGCUUUUAUACCUGUGCAUUACACAAAUGAGAAAACUACAUCAUUAAAUAGCACUGCUCUUUGUAUUACAGCAUCUUCAACACCAGGUUUAUUAAAGUCGACUGUUGCAGAAUUUUUAAGCUACCACCAGCUAGUUGGUGUGAAAGAUUAUAUUAUAUAUGAUGGAGGUUUGCCAAAUACAGUUCUCUCAGUUCUCCGUGGUACAGAGGUGCUUGAGGAUCUUGGACUAGGCAUAUCCAUUCUCCCCUGGAACUUCCCUUUCCCAUCUCUACAAGCAGGAGCAGUGGCUAGGAUGGUCAUGGAGAAAGAUUGUCUUCUCCGUACUAUGGGGAAAGUUUAUAACGUUGCUGCUUUAACGUGGGAAGAAUACAUAGUACCCAGAUAUCACCACUUGCUUACAUCUAUGUUAGGUGACUUUGAUUCUGGAAAGAAGACAAAAUCAAGGUUUGAAAUUCAAACUAUAACAUUCUGUACUGACUUUCCUGAUGAUGAACAAGCAGAACCAGCAUUUCCUUUGGUACUUCGUAAAACUCAGUAUAGUAAAAUAAGUAGCAGUGAACGUCCAUUUUAUGUGUAUCGCCCACACUUGAUCUUAGCCAGCAAGAAGCAGCUUGCUCUGACAACACAGCAUGUGUCUCAGGGAAUAGCUGCAGUGCAUCAAUAUGCAUUGUGCUCCCAGAGUGGGGGACACCUUGCUGACACAGCAUACCUUAAUGAACCUGCCAUGCUGCGAUUUUCAAAUGAUCUGAAGAGAUCAAAAUUGCUCAAGGCAUGGUCUUCUGGUAGAUUAUUUACAUGAGUUUCAAUUUCAAAUGAAUUGCAGAACAUGUAUCUCACCCACUCGAGCAUGAAAUCUUUACACUCUUCAUUGAUUGUUUUAUUCAUUGGUAUAUUAUUUAGAGUGAAAUACUCUGAACUACUAGAUUAUUAGAUUUUGAUGUUUUAACUUCUCCAGAGUCUCAAGUAGCUGUGUGGGUAGAUCAGAGAUCUCCCACUUGGUAUACCAGUGUCUAAUAUGUGCUUAUUUGUGUGCAAUUUAUUGCAGACAAAUUUUUGUGUGACAAGUUGUUACAUUCCCUUUACAUUUUAAACCUUAAUAGCUGACUACUGUUAGAAGUUGGGGGUAGUUCAGUAAGUAUAGUGACUGGUUAUGGGAUGAAGAAGUGGUUUGUAAUCACAGUGGGGAUUUUUUUAUGUGUUGUUUUUACAGUUUAGCGUGAGCAGAGAACACCUUGUGGGCCUGUCCAUAUCUGUCUGUUCAUCACAUUUUUCCUACUAAUUAAGCAGUCUGCAUGAAGCAGGAUCAUUCUUGGAGCAUAUUGUUGCAACAGUGGGGUUCGAGGUCAUUCAUGAAACACAUUGUUGUGACUGGGGAAUGCAAUUGUUGGAACACAUUGUUGCAACAUUGGGGAUGUCAUUGUUGGCUCACAACAAUGACCUUUGAUACCUUUGCUGCAUUUGUUAUUCCUUUCAAGAGAGAUGUAAGCCCACAGUUCCUUUGAGUUAUUGUUAUAAAUGAAGCAACCUACUGAUGUCACUGGCUGUGAUGUAUGAAGGACACCUUUGGAAUUUUAGCGUACUCCAAAGAGUACACCUUUCCUAUUCUUUUUCUUUGCCACCUUGUCCAGACAGGGCGUGAGGCCCACCCAGUUUCCUGUUCAGUGUGUUCCAGAAUAAAAGCAGUUGGAGCAUGAACCUAAUCAUUUUAUUCUAUUUAAUACAGAUAUUCAGAAUGUGUGGAGCUAUACCUCUACUUUCCCAUACACUUAUAUGGUGUGGCACAUCGUUACUUCUUUAAUGUUGUUAAAUAACCUGUUCAUUCAGUCAAUAAUUCUCUGAUUGUUAUAAUUGUUAUGGUCAUUGUUUUGAGUGUCCUGUAUUUGUUGCCUAUUAAAUGCAAGAUAUUUAUGACAUACUGUGAAUGAUGGUUUAUGGGGAGACAAGGUGUACUCAUAUGAAUUUGUUCAAAAUGUUCUCCCUACCAGGAAGUUAAUAAGUUUAUCUGUAGGUUAUUAAGUGAUAAUGUUAUCAACUGUAGAAUUUUGUAGCAUUGAAAUAAAUUAAAUGAUAGUAAGUUUGAAGGAGCUGUAGCCUUGGUACUGUAACAGCAUUCAUCCAGAAGAACUGAAGAAAAUCAUGAAAACCUCAAAAUAACCAUAAUGAUUAUUGUUAUACAUCUGUCAUAGUGUGAAGAAAGCUUAUGGCAUAUGUGUCUUUUUCUUUCCAACUCUAGAAACUGUGGACAUGUUUUAAUUAAAUUUUAUAUCAGAGUUAUUAACAGAAAAUUGCAAUGGCCAUUUUUAUUUUUAUUAAUAUUGACAUUAUAGUAGUAUGGACUAAUUUUGUAAGAGAUUAAAUGUGUAUCAGUGUAAUACUGUGUAUUGUGUACGUGUAAUGAAAACCUUAUAACAAAGAAAAUCCGGGCUCCAGUAAUUCACAGUAUUAUAAACUUUCAAUUAAAAUCCUGAAUGAUAUAUAGUAUGGCUUCCAGAAAAUUACUAAUUAGAGGUUUUUCAACAAAAUGUUUAGUUGUGAUCAUUUUGUUAUGCCUUUUGCAGAUUUACAGAUUUGAAAGGUUGUGGACUUGUAGGGAAUUGCUCUGAUCAUUAUGUGUAUCAACAAAGUUAAGUUGAAAAUAAUAUGCAAUGUCUCAUGGAAGCAUAGUGAAAUGUGCUAGCAUAGUUAUCCUUUCCCAUGAAUGACAUACUGUAGCAUGGUGUAUCAUGGGAAAUUCUUUCUCUAGGUAGGAUUUAAGGAUUUGAAAGUGGUGAGUCCAAAGAUGGCUGUCUUCUGAGUUGUAGCACUGUGUAGUCUGGUAGAAGUUUACCAACAUUUCAGAGGUCCUUGCUGCCUCCAUCAUCAGGCCGAUGAGUAACUAUUACUAUUAGUGCUACUCAUGGAGGCAGGAAGGACCUCUGAACGUUUAAAAACUUCAUCCAGACUUAUAACGCUACAACCCAGAAAACAGCCAUCUUCUUUUUCUAAAAAAUAUAACAUGUUAUUGAUGACUGUAUUAUUUCUAAAAAGUUUAUUUAAAUAUUUAUUCUACUUCAUAUUAUUGACCCAUUGUUGUCUCCUUUAAAUGGAAAUGAUGUAGUCAGAGCAGAUAGCUCAAAGAAUUUGCCUUUUGUCAUGAUGUAGUUUUAUGGGCGUUAUGGCUGCCCUUGAGUAGAGUUCAGUAUUUGACUCAUGAUUAAAACUAAUUUGUAUUAAAGAAUUAAAAUUUUAAUCUUUAUUGUACAGGAGUAGGUUUUUAAUGCACUAUACUAUAGGACUGCUGGCUGAGCUUUAACUCCAUGGUUAGUGUUUCAGUGUUUGGAUACUAUGAAGCAUGGCCGGCUGGAUUAGUCAUAAGCCAAGAUGCACUGUCAAUAAAGAUUAAAUUCAUCCUGAUACUAUGGAUCUGGUGAAACCUUCUGUAAUUGUUAUGUCAUCUUAAUUAAGGGUAAUAAUUAGUCAAAGCAGUUGCAUGACAGUCUAGGCAUUCAAUUGAACAUAAAAGUCACAAAAUUUGUAGUGAUCUUUCUUGUGCCUGUAACUUAACUGGUUAUAAUUUUUUUAUAUAAAACAGUACUGAAGGCAAUCAUUCAUAAACUGAAGUAUUAUAUCCAUCAUUCAGGGAUUCUGUAUUAUAUUAUGUAAAACUCACUUUUUACUUCUUGACAGACACAGACAUGGUAUUCCCGUGCCGUACCACAUCACUACAUCCAGUGUAUCAUAGCCUGUAACUCUUAUUUUUAUUGUGACAACAGUAUGUCUAUAACAUCUUCUGAAGAACAUGUGGAAUUAUUUGUACACUUUGUAGAACAAAAAUCAAGUGCUUAAAAUUUUUGAAGUGUCAUACUCAAUCAUUUGUAACCUCCUUGUAUGUUUUUUUUCUGUACCUUCCAUUAACAUUAUGUAUACCAGACCCAUGUUAAAUAAAGACACCAAUGUGUGCCUAA